Eleginops maclovinus (Patagonian blennie) is the source of this 1467-nucleotide messenger RNA. RefSeq names its product PC-esterase domain-containing protein 1A-like. Bases 128 to 1318 code for a protein of 396 amino acids. The transcript has 10 exons. The record is from RefSeq and is a predicted model, not a curated record. NCBI's taxonomy places the organism in Eukaryota, Metazoa, Chordata, Actinopteri, Perciformes, Eleginopidae.
CUGUACCCUAUUUUCUACACCGUUUCUUUCUGAAAUUAGCCUCGCGAGACAUCAAACGCGUGCAUUUACGACAGUCUUUCAAUGCAUCAAUUUGAAAAAAACUAUUGUCAUCAAAAAUAACGAGAGAAUGGUGAAGGAGAUGAUGAAGUGUGUGAGCCACCAGCAGGCCAGCCAGCUGCUGCAUAACAAGUUCAUUUUGGUUCUUGGAGACUCAAAUCAGAGGGCUGUGUACAAGGACAUUGUCCUGUUGUUGCAGAAGGAGAAAUAUCUCUCUUUAAGACAACUGAAGACGAAGGGAGAGAUGAGCUUUGAACAGGACUGCCUGGUGGAAGGAGGUUGUAUGAGUAAGAUGCACAAUGGAACAGGGUACAGGGAGGUCCGGCAGUAUCAGUCCGAUCACCACCUGGUCCGCUUCUACUUUCUGACCCGCAUCUACUCUGACUACGUGAAGAGCAUCCUAGAGGAUUUCCGCCUUGGAUUGAAACCAGAUGUAGUCAUUCUCAACUCCUGCGUUUGGGAUAUUUCAAGAUACAACUCCAGUUGGAUUGAUAUCUACAAGGAGAACCUACACAAGUUCUUUGGUGAGCUGCGUGAGAUCAUGCCAGAGGAAACGCUGGUGAUCUGGAACAUCACCAUGCCAUUAGGAGACAGGAUCAAGGGUGGUUUCCUGGUACCAGAGAUUGAGCAGAAGGCAUCCCACUUGCGUUAUGAUGUGAUCGACGCCAACUUCUUCAGCGGGACUCUGGCUGACGCCUAUGGGAUGGAUACGUUGGACCUCCACUUCCAUUUCCGCUUCUCCCUGCAGCAUCGCGUGAAGGACGGAGUCCACUGGAACGCCCUCGCCCAUCGCAAGAUAACCUCUCUGCUGCUCCAGCACUCUGCACAGGCCUGGGGCGUUAUCCUGCCCUGUCCACUGAAAACUGUUGAACAUACUGAGAUUACUGCACAGCAGCCAACCAAUGGAAAUGCUACCAAACCUGGAGUGGCAAAACGUUCCUUUUACCAGGACCAGCAACCCAACAAUUUUCUGGAUCGACUACAACCAAUGGGAAGUUCCUACGACCGCUACAGGCUGGAUCCCUGGAACGAUUCCUUUGGUUACAUAAACAUGGAGAACAUCCCAUCACCGCCGCCGCCUCACCUGUCCUUCAACAGACAUUGGCACUUUAGAAGCAGUGACUACUUCAGGCCUCAUCACCAUGUGGAUACCUACUACGAGCCGCACCAUCAGUACGUGAUGAGGAACAGACACGCCAUGCACGUCACCUACGCUCCCUACCCCCAGCACAGACCCAGUGCAGGCCAUGCGGGCCAGUAGUACUGAGGCAGGCAUAGAGAUUUAGAUUCUUUUUUUGUGUACAUUUGUUCAAAUUUCAUGUUGGUGUUUUUUGUCCUCUGGCAUGAAAUGUAGAUUUUAAAUAGAUUUAGAAUUUUAAGAAUUUUUAUACUAUACUGUUCCUAAAUAAA